AUGCUACAACUCCUUGGCAUACCCGUUUCUGACAACACGCAGCUCGUUCUUAGUGCCACAGCUUGUCUUGCGGUAGCAGGAGUGAUCGCUCGGGCUUACUUGACUGGAUCGAGGAAUGUCCUUCCCCUCCCACCUUCCCCUCCCACUUGGAACCUUCGGGGGCACAUCCUAUCCCCUCCCUACCCAUUUCUCACUAUAGGGCGAUGGAUUGAGGAGUAUGGUCCUGUAAUCACCCUUCGCACAGGAACUGAGAAAAUUGUUUUUAUCGGCCGUUACAAAGCUGCGAUGGACAUUAUGGAGAAGCAGGGCGGAGCAGUAGCUGAUCGUCCUCGCAUGGUAGCUGGUAGAGAACUCUUUACUGGCGGACAGAGCAUCGCUUUUGAGUCCACUGGAGAAAAGUUCCGUCGAAUGCGUAGAGCCCUUCAUACGCAUCUCCAGCCUAAGGCAGCUGAGGCAUACCAACCCCUGCAGAUGUCGUACGCCAAGAACACGGUCCUCGGCAUCCUUGAAGAUCCGUCCCACUUCCAGAAGCAUGCGACAAACUAUGGUGCGACAACGAUUACGAAAGUUGCAUUUGGGAAGAAUGUGACCGACGAGGAAGUCGUUAGGGGGCGCCAGUUCCUCGAGACACUUUUUGCAGUCGUGCGCCCUAACGCGUACCUGGUGAACUCAAUCCCGUGGCUCAAAUACCUUCCUUGGUAUGGCCAAGAGCUGAGACAACAGUUUGAAAGCAACAAGAAAAUCUUCACUGGUCAGCUGAACCACGUGAAACAACAACUUGUACGCGUCUCCAUCUGCCAAUCUCCGCAUGCAAUGUGGACGCAGGGCCCUUCAUUCGGGAGACAUUUGCUAGAAAACGAAGAGCAAUAUGGCUUGACAUUCACAGAGAUGGCUUUUCUUACCGGCAUAUUCUUUUCAGCUGGAUCUGAUUCGACUGCUACGGCAAUAUGUACGGUACUGAUGGCAGCCGCAUGUUUCCCCGAGGAGCAAGCUAAGGUCCAGGCCGAGAUUGAUGCGGUCAUUGGCCGGCACCGAGCACCGACCUUCGCUGACGAACAAUCCCUUCCUCGUCUGCAUGCUUUCAUUGCCGAGUGUUUGAGAUGGAGACCGUUGGGAUUUCCUCACCGAACAGGUAAAGACGUGAUUUGGGAAAACUAUUGCAUUCCCUGCGGGGACUACAGAUCUAAUGGCUCCCACAUCAGGGCCAUCUCUCGAGAUCCAGAAGUUUACCCUGACCCUGACACGUUCAAGCCUCAGCGCUGGAUCAACGACGAAGGCCGCAUGAGAGACGAUCUGUCAUUCUUUGUCUUUGGGUUUGGUCGGCGCGUUUGCCCCGGACAACACGUUGCGAGCAGAUCGAUUUUCAUCAAUUCGGUCCUCAUGUUUUGGGCGUUCCAGGUCACUCUGGACGCUACGAAGCCGUUGAAUGACAUGGAAUAUUUGAGCGGGGUGAUGCCACUGGUCCAGCCGUGUGCUCUUGAGUUUAAGAAGAUGAUACCGGAAUCAGAGAUCAGGCGCAUGCUGAAGAAUUAUCCUGAGGGCACAUGA
Molecule: messenger RNA, 1548 nt
Organism: Suillus paluster
Lineage: Eukaryota; Fungi; Basidiomycota; Agaricomycetes; Boletales; Suillaceae
Product: cytochrome P450
Exons: 13
Coding region: 1-1548 (515 amino acids)
Molecular function (GO): iron ion binding; monooxygenase activity; oxidoreductase activity, acting on paired donors, with incorporation or reduction of molecular oxygen
Source: RefSeq, a predicted model, not a curated record